This is a messenger RNA of Chara braunii, 1724 nucleotides long. The record is from the annotation of a GenBank genome assembly. NCBI's taxonomy places the organism in Eukaryota, Viridiplantae, Streptophyta, Charophyceae, Charales, Characeae.
CGUAAGCAGUGCCACGUCAGCAGUGCCACGUCAGCAGUGCCCCGCCACCAUGACGGGCUCACUUCUGGGCAUGCCAGGCCAACUGGCAAAUGAAUCCAUUGCCGAAUACCGACAACGGUUCGAAACUCAGCUCGCACUAAUCGCGGCUGAGGAACAACGCCAGCUGGCAAUCAAAGCUGCCCAGCAACAGGCUGACGAAGCGGCAGCAGCAGAGAAGCUCCGGCUACAGGCCGAAGCGGACGCAGAUGCCCAGGCUCGCCGCAAGGAAGCCCAGGACCUGCUGCAGCGGCAUGAAGCAGCCAGCGUGGACAGACUSAAAUUCUGGCACUUUGAACCCAACGGCGACGACGCGACACCGGAAGAGCAGCAUAAGGAGUUUCKCUCCAAACUCGUGACACGRYUGUUGUACACGUGCAACUACCAACAGUCCGAGUUGGAGAAGMAGUACCAGAACYUGACGCAACAGCAUCAGGAGUUGGCGAAGCUCCGCCACACAGUGCAGAGCCACGAGGAUGCAACUCGGGCACUCAAUGCCCGAUUGCUGGACCUGGAACAGGCUGUACCAGGACCAGCUGCUGGGGCUUCCRGCAGUACACCCUCUAGCCGCCAACUGGAGGAACGCGUUGACCACAUAGUGGCAAUGCUCGGCGRGAUCAGCACUUUYGCUGCGCCGACCACCAUCWGCAGUCAGSUGCAUACUUUSAAGACCGAMGUCCAGCAGCUGCAGUCGACGAACGYGGAUGGCAAUCCAAAGAUGUAUAAGAUGCCAACUUUCAAUCURGAGAGGUUCGAKGACUACACGCAGCAGGAUCCGGUCCUCWGGUSGGAAGCAUUCACAAYGCAACUCAGGAUUCUGCCUGUAGCCAAGCAUGCGUACAUYGGCGCCCUGUUCCUGAACUCAAAGGGMGGYUGCCAGACCUGGUUGAGCCACCUGGCAACCUCCCACGRMGUCGACGUACCAGACUUGAAGGACAAAAUCACAUGGCAGGAACUGACACGGCUGUGGAAGAAACGGUUCAUCGUCGACGACGCACSGGCACUCGCCAUCAACCGUCUGUUCACCAUGUCACAGGGCAACACUACAACACGGGACUGGCUCACGGAGUGGCAGAAGAUUGCGGCAGUGCCCAAUCUGGAUCUGCCUUUCACUCAUCUCAGACGCUGGAUUCGGCCUAGCUCAUCGCCAUGCGGUGCUUCUGUUCUCUUCGUCCGGAAGAAGAGCAAGGACCUGCGGUUGUGCAUCGAUUACCGCAAGCUCAACGCGCAGACGAUAAGGAACGCCGACCCUCUGCCACGCAUCGACGACCUUCUCGAGCGAUUGGGCGGCGCCCAGUUCUUCUCUAAGCUGGAUCUCAAGUCAGGGUACCACCAACUCGAGAUUCGCAAGGAGGAUCGCUACAAGACCGCGUUCAAGGCACGGUAUGGGCAUUUCGAAUGGCUGGUCAUGCCGUUUGGCCUUACGAAUGCCCCAACCACUUUCCAAGCAACUAUGACAACGGAGUUCCAACACAUGUUGGAUCGGUUUGUACUCAUCUACCUCGACGACAUCUUGGUGUAUAGUCGGAGUUUGGAUGAGCAUGUGGAACAUCUGCGCACCGGUUUGGAGCGGCUACGACAAGCCAAGUACAAAGCAAACCGCGACAAGUGCGAGUUCGCACAGCAGGAGCUGUAGUACUUGGGACACUAUGUGCCGCCGCAAGGCAUCCGUCCGCUUGCGGACAAGA